Molecule: messenger RNA, 3000 nt
Organism: Closterium sp. Yama58-4
Lineage: Eukaryota; Viridiplantae; Streptophyta; Zygnematophyceae; Desmidiales; Closteriaceae
Source: the annotation of a GenBank genome assembly
AUGCUCUCCUCCCCAACUCGUUUUCUCCAUUUUCUCUCACCGCCUCCUUUCCGUUCCUCUCUCCCAACCCUCGGAUCUAACGGCGGUCCCAUAUCCCUUCCAUCGUACCUGCUCUCUCAUUGCAACGUCGUUCCCUCCUACGUCCCCCGUCAACUGCCCUCCUUCCUUCCCCCCAUCAUAAACACUAACUUCCGUACCCCCUUCCCCCCUUUCCCGCUCUCGCUUCCAAACCCCACAACAGCCCGCCUGCUCCUCGCGCUGCUGGUCCCGCUUCUCCUCGCGUGCCCCACUCUCACGAGCGCUCAGUCGACCCCCUACGAUCCGUUUUUGGAGUACAUACAAGGCAUUUUGAACGGCUCGAUUCCCGUCGGGAAGAUCGACUCCUUGCUCUUCACCCAGGCUAACAAAUACAACCUCGCUCUCAGCAACAGCCUGUCCAAAUACACCUUCCCCACUAACCAGCCUGCUCCAGUUGCUACCUCCCGCAACCGGUUUAUCGGAUACAGCCUCAGCAGCAUUCGGAACAGCAUUCAAUGGCUCAGCAGCAAUAACACAGCCAGCGCUGCAGCCAGAGGGAAGCUUAAAGCCAUUCUCGCGUUUUUUAGGCAGCCGAGGGUUUCAAAGGCAUUGGGUGGGACGAGUGAGGCGCUCUUUAUAGCGCCGGAUGCGAGUGUGACUAAAGUGAGCGCGAGCCAGUACCAGAUCCAGGAUCAUAAUGAACGGGAUGGGGACAGCAGGGAUGAUAGUGAUGAUGACGAUGUGUGUUACGAGCCUUAUGGAACCGUGCGAAUCAUCAAAUACACGACCCCCGAGAAUGUCUCAUACGUGAAAUUCUAUGUGAACAGCAAAUGCUUACCUAAUGUGCGGAAAGUGGAGAUUCGUAACGCACAAUACGGGCAAACGGGGCCGCUUGUAAUGGAGAGGUAUCUCUCCAUCGCGUCUCGCGCAAUGGCAACAUUGCUGCGCCUGAAGGCCGCCAUUCUCCCGUCGCCUGUAGCGUCAUCGACGGUAUCCGGAGUCGCAUCCCACUCGCGCAGCGCGCUCCUCGUUACUUCGCGUCUACUUUCCCCGUCGCGAGCGUCGUCCGUCGCAUUCAGUCGCACGACUUUCGCCGCUGGUCGGGCGACUACGACCACACUUUUCGCCGGCCCGAGAAAACCGCUGUCUGGUUCGGUUCCAAACCCACAACGCAGCGGAAUUUGUCUAGCCUCGUCCGCAGCUUCGGGGGCGUUAGGCUCGGGCGCCAAUGUAGCGGCGACUGCGACAGCGUCUACGGUUUCUGAGCCUGCGACGGAGGUUCGAGAUGCUAGCUCGGCGUCGCAGAGCGCGCCGAACCUGGGAGGGUUCGAGUUUCCAGUGAUUAAGGAGGCGAAGCGCGUGGUGCUGGUGCGACACGGGGAGAGCACGUGGAACGCGACGGGCAGAAUUCAGGGCAGCUCGGAUUUUUCCGUGCUGACCGCGAAGGGCGAGAGCCAAGCGGAGACGAGCCGGCAGAUGCUCGCCGCGGACUCGUUUGAUGUGUGCUUCCACAGCCCGUUGCAGCGGUCAGCGCGGACAGCGGAGGUUAUUUGGGCGGCGCGCACGGCACCCAUGAUCCCGCUGCAUGAUCUGAGGGAGAUCGACCUGUACUCGUUUCAGGGGCUAUUCAAGGAGGAGGGGAAGGCGCGGUUUGGUGAAAAUUACCGCAUGUGGCAGAAGGACGCAGCAAACUUUGAGAUUGACGGGCACUACCCCGUGAGGGAGCUGUGGGCGCGCGCUGCGGCGUGCUGGCAGGAGAUCCUGCGCAGCGAAGGGCGGUCGGUGCUGGUGGUGGCACACAAUGCUGUCAACCAGGCUCUCGUAGCAACUGCAACAGGCCUGGGUCCGGAGUAUUUCCGCCUCUUGCUGCAGAGCAACUGCGGUGUCAGCGUGCUGGACUUUGUCCCGCACUACAAGCCCCACGCCCACACUCACACUCCUGACAAAGCCGUGCCUCCAUACAAGGCGCACGACUACAGUCACGCUCACAGCGACGCUGGUGCCGUGCUGUUGGAUGCUGCUUCUUCAGAAGGAGGCGUGGAGGGAGAGGAGUAUCUGCUGCCCUAUGUGUGUCUCAACCGUCUCAACCAGACCCCAGCCCCGCCUGUACUGUCAGGGGCGUCAGGCGGAAGGAAGGCCAAGGCACGAGUCAUCCUGGUGUGCCACGGGGACACAAACAGCUCGGCACAACGGCGAUUCCCCCAAUCUCCAUUUGAGCAGCUGAGCAUGUUGGGCGUGGUGCAGGCGCGCAAGACCGCCGAGCUUUUGCUCGACGUGCGCGUCGACACGGUCUUCAGCUCGCCGCUGCCCCGCGCUGUGCGCACGGCAGAGGCGGUGGUGGAGGUGCAGGAGGCGGCAGAAUGCCUGGGCGCUGAUUGUGUGCCACGGUUUGUGGAAGUGGUAUCAGUGGAGGAGCUCAGAGAGUUGGAGUACGGCACAUGGCAGGGAGCAAUGAUGGCAGAGGUAUCAGCACACGAGCGCUGGGAGGAUCAAAUCAAAUCUUCCCCGCCGCCCAACGGAGAAUCUCUGCCGUCCCUGUGGAACCGCGCUGAGAAGGCAUGGACUGUCAUUCGCCGCCACCUGGCAGAAGUGGAGCGUGCCACAUCAGCAAGUACAGGUGCUGAUGUGGCAGCUGCAAAAGAAGCAGGGCCAGGAAGCCCCCCUAUUGAGCGAUCUGAGACUGUUAUUGUGGUGGGGCAUGAAACAGUGUUCCAAGCAAUGCUUGCGUCCUGCCUGAAGCUUCCUCACGAUGCUCUGGGAAGCUUCCGCCUCGACCCUGGGAGCAUCACCGUUGUCGAUUUCCCUGAUGGUGUUGGUGAGCCCAAGGACAAUAACGAGUCUGACAAUAAGGGGGACAGCGCAGCAGGAAUAGCAGCAGGAGUGGUGGGGCAGGGUGUGGUGAGGUGUAUCAACUACACUGCUCAUCUCGGCAGAUGGGCCGUGCCAGUCACCCUGCCUACAUCCAACGAUGAGGACUUUUGA